Messenger RNA from Diachasma alloeum, 2319 nucleotides. It is a transcript of the gene Tmtc4, whose product is annotated as protein O-mannosyl-transferase TMTC4. Gene Ontology annotation, molecular function: protein binding; mannosyltransferase activity. NCBI's taxonomy places the organism in Eukaryota, Metazoa, Arthropoda, Insecta, Hymenoptera, Braconidae. Gene Ontology annotation, cellular component: endoplasmic reticulum. Bases 157 to 2301 code for a protein of 714 amino acids. The record is from RefSeq and is a predicted model, not a curated record. Gene Ontology annotation, biological process: endoplasmic reticulum unfolded protein response; protein O-linked glycosylation via mannose. The transcript has 10 exons.
GUGACAAGUGUGAUUGUUGACGUUCCUUAACCUAAAAUACUCCAAAAUGUUGAAAACCCGUGGAAAUCGUGAAUAAACACCGCCAACAAUGAAACAAUUGACGAAAAAAUGAGAUUGAGGUGACAGGGGGAUCGAAGCAUCACCCGAGCUUCAAAAAUGGGCGGGAGAGGCCCUCCAAGACUUCCUGCAAUUUCGUGUACUUACGAGGCUUUAGUAGUUUCCCUGGCAUCUCUCUGCUUCAUAAAUUCGUACGACGGAGAUUUCGUCUUCGACGAUUCACCUGCUAUCGUCAAUAAUCCUGACGUCUCGACAAAUUCGUUAUCAAAGAUAUUUGUUAAUGAUUUUUGGGGGAAUAAAUUGACACACAGACAGAGUCAUCGGUCUUACAGACCCCUGACAAUCUUAACAUUCAGGUUUCACCACUGGUUGAGAGGGCAUUUGAACUCGGCAGAUUUCCACAUAAUAAAUUUAAUCCUCCACUCAAUUGUUUCAUUGUUGACUCUCAUUGUUUUCAAGAAAUUAUUUAAAAGGGAAUCGAGAUAUCUGGCUUUUUAUGCUGCUGUGCUUUUUGCUGUUCAUCCAGUACAUUGUGAAGCUGUUUCGGGAAUUGUUGGUAGAGCAGAUGUUCUCAGUGCAAUGUUUGUUUGGCUCUCGAUAUUGUCCUACGACAAAAGUAUUUGUUGCAUACGUUUAAACAAAAUGUUCUUAUAUUUGUUGAUUUGUGUGAUGUUUAUAACUGCUGGAAUGCUGUGCAAAGAGACGGGAAUCACAGCGAUUGGCCUGUGUGUUGUCUACGAUUUAUCAAAACUCCACGAGAAAAAUCCCCAGAUGCUGCGAACCCCAGGAGACGUGAAAUCAACAGUUGUCGAAAAUUACAGAUUUAUAAUUCGUUUAUCUACUUUAAUCAUCACUGGGGUGAUCCUGAUGGGGAUCAGGUUCAGUCUCAUGGGGUUUUCCCCGCCGACUUUCCAGGCUGUCGACAACCCCUCGUCAUUUCUGAACAGCUCUUCACUUCGUUACAUCAAUUAUCAGUACAUUUAUUCCCUGAAUCUCUGGUUACUCGUCUGCCCUCAUUGGCUGUCCUUUGACUGGUCCAUGGGCAGUGUUCCUCUCAUUGUUGAAUGGGAUUGGAGAAUGUGUGCAAUUGUCUUUUUAUGGACUUUUUUCCUGUUGUUUUUUGGAGCUGCUGUGAGGCAGCCACAUCGAGAUUAUUCAAGGUACAUCCUGACAGGUCUAUCCCUCCUGAUAAUCCCCUUUCUCCCCGCGAGCAAUCUCUUCUUCAACGUGGGUUUCGUCCUAGCGGAGAGGACCCUCUACCUCCCCUCAGCAGGCUACUGUCUCCUCCUGACCCUCAGUCUCCAGAAGCUCUGCGAACUCCUCGCCAGUCCUAAGAUCCCCCUCCUCCUGUACACGAUCCUCAUCACCACCUGGUUCGCAAGGUCCUGGAGCAGAAGUGCUGAAUGGAGAACAGAGUUGUCACUCUUUCGUUCUGCAUUGCACGUCUGUCCCCUGAACGCUAAAGCUCACUACAACGUUGCUAAGAGCGCUGCUGACCUGGGGAACGUCACCCUGGCAGAGGCGGAGUACAGAGAGGCCUUGAGACUUCAUCCUGAGUAUUCCCAGGCCAUGAACAACCUGGGGAAUCUGCUGAAGGACCAGGGGAGGUUCCAGGAUGCUGAGCAGCUGCUGAGACGAUCUAUUGAGCUUCAAGAGGAUUUUGCAGCAGCCUGGAUGAACCUGGGAAUUGUUCUGUCGGCAUUAAAAAAAUUUGAAGAGUCUGAGAACUGCUACAAGACCUCGUUGAUGCAUAGAUCAAAUUGUCCUGAUUGUUAUUACAAUUUAGGGAUUUUGUACAUGGAGCAGAAGGAGUACUCGAAGGCCCUCGUCGCCUGGGAUGAGGCGAUCUCCAGGAAAUUGAAGCACCGAAGAGCAUGGACCAACACCAUAAGACUCCUGGACGACAUGGAUUUACCUGAAAAGGCAUUGGAGAAGGGGGAAAAGGCGAUGGAACUGUUCCCCGAGGACGCAGUAAUUCGUCUGAACAUUGCAAACAUCUUGGGGAAACUUGGGAAAUUCCCCGAGGCUGAGGAGGAGUUCAGAAAUGCGUUGAGAUUAGACCCGAGGAAUCCAACGAUUUUUACAAACUUGGGCGUCCUCUACCACCGAUGGGAUAAGUACGACGCAGCUAGGGAAAUGUACACCAAAGCCCUGGAGAUAAACCCCCGGGCGCGGAGUGCCCGAGACAACAUGAAGAAGCUCCAGAGUCUAUUGAAGAAACAAAAGUUGAGAGUUUCUCAAUAAAGAAUCAAUUUUCACAUU